AUGAAAGUAAUGAUCUCUUUUCUUUGUACUCCGAAGUUUCUCAAAGCCUUCGGACUUACCAGAUCCUUAUCGCCGAAGGAGAACAGCUUCGGGAAAAAAGUACAUAUAAGAAAACAAGGUAUUCUGUUCCUUCAACAUCGGCACAGCAAAACAGACGGUCAUGCAUCCAAAAUGGCUAGAAUAAUACCACUUUUGUUUAAAUUGGUCAAUAGAGCAGUAAUCUUACCCACGGUGGGGUUUACACUUGGCGUUGGCGCGUUUGUGAAAGCAUGGCCAGAUGAUGCCGGUGGCCUAUCAUUGAAUGAUCUUAAGACGCCUUUAAAGCUGGCCAGCGCAGCAAAGAGUCGACAACCUAUGGUGCUGCAGAGAACGGACAUCCUUGCACAAGUUGAAGAAAGCGAAAUCUACAAAAAGUUGGUCAACGAAGAUAAUACAGAGCAUAUUUUAUUCAGCGAGAAAAUACCUAGCGGACAUAGAGAAUACCAUGUCGGACAAGGCCUUUUGUUUGGCAAGGGAAAGCUUGAAAUCGAUCCGUUAGUUUUCCAUGAUGUGAACCGCGGCGAGGUGACCGUGAUUUAUCAUUUGGGCACUGAGUUGGGGAACAGGGAAGGUAACGUUCAUAAGGGCCUACUUUCAUUGCUAUUAGACGAAGCGCUGUGUUACUGCGGUUUCCCGCUGUUACCUAGCAAAAGAGGUGUAACAGCAAGACUGUCACUAGAGUUUCUUGAGGACAUACCCGUGGACACAACCAUUAUGUUAAAAGCAAGUGUCAAAGAGUGCAAGGGUAGAAAAUGUGUUAUCGAGGGACAUUUAGAGGAGUUCCCAUCAGAAAUGGCCUCUGGAAAAGUGGGUAAAGGCUGGAACUUAUUCAGCCCCAAAAAUGAAGCAGUCAAAAAGUUUGUUAAAGCCAAUUGCGUUCUCGUUGAACCUACUUGGUUCAGGUACUUCAAUUGGCUAGACAUGUUUUGA
Molecule: messenger RNA, 969 nt
Organism: Saccharomyces eubayanus
Lineage: Eukaryota; Fungi; Ascomycota; Saccharomycetes; Saccharomycetales; Saccharomycetaceae
Gene: MRX3
Product: Mrx3p
Exons: 1
Coding region: 1-969 (322 amino acids)
Source: RefSeq, a predicted model, not a curated record